Messenger RNA from Anopheles cruzii, 1785 nucleotides. RefSeq names its product tRNA-dihydrouridine(16/17) synthase [NAD(P)(+)]-like (gene Dus1). Gene Ontology annotation, molecular function: tRNA dihydrouridine synthase activity; flavin adenine dinucleotide binding. Gene Ontology annotation, biological process: tRNA processing. The transcript has 5 exons. The record is from RefSeq and is a predicted model, not a curated record. Bases 1 to 1785 code for a protein of 594 amino acids. Lineage: Eukaryota; Metazoa; Arthropoda; Insecta; Diptera; Culicidae.
AUGGUAACGAGUGACGAAGGUAACGCGAUUACGCCAACCGAACCAAGCACCGGUGGUCACCAGCAGGAGCAACCGCCAACAACCGGCUCCGGUCAUCCGAACGCACCGACGACGACGGCCGGUCGCAAACUGGCCGGGUUUGAGUUUUACGAACACGUACUCCACGCCCCGCGGUACGUCGUGGCUCCGAUGGUGGACGCAAGCGAACUCGCCUGGCGCCUACUGAGCCGUCGCCACGGGGCCCAGCUCUGUUACUCGCCCAUGUUCCACAGCAGCUGCUUCUCGAAGGACCCCAAGUACCGGAAGGACUCGCUGCAAACCUGCCCGGAAGAUCGCCCGCUCAUUAUUCAGUUCUGCGGCAACGACCCGAAGGUGAUGCUGGAGGCCGCUCUGCUGGCGCAGGACUACUGUGACGCAAUCGAUAUCAACCUUGGUUGCCCGCAGGCCAUCGCCAAACGGGGUCACUACGGUGCCUUCCUGCAGGAAGAAUGGGAGCUGCUGCGUGCGAUAGUAAGUACCCUGCACCGUAAUUUAGCCAUUCCGGUGACCUGCAAGAUACGGAUCUUUGACGAUAUGGCGAAGACCAUCCGCUACGCACGGAUGCUGCAGGACGCGGGUGCCCAAUUGCUUACGGUGCACGGACGCACCCGUGAACAGAAGGGACCACUGACGGGGCUGGCCGACUGGAAGUACGUGACGGUGCUGCGCCAGCACCUGACCGUUCCGGUGUUUUCGAACGGCAACAUCAUGUCCGUGCAGGACGUCGAACGGUGUAUCGCCGGGACCGGUGCGAACGGGGUGAUGACGGCUGAGGGCAACCUCUACAAUCCGGCCCUGUUCGAGGGCAUCAAUCCGCUGUCGUGGGACAUGGCGAACGAGUACCUGGACCUGGUCGAACAGUACCCGGCACCGGUUUCAUUUAUCCGCGGUCACAUGUUCAAACUAUUUCAUCACUUAAUGCACCUCAAAUCGAACGCCCCACUGCGAGAACAGCUGGCCGUGUGUCGUUCGGUGCCGGAGUUCCGCUCCGUGGUCCUGGAGCUCGAACAAAAGUACCGCCCGUACCACGACGGACAGCUGCAAUGGAACGGCGAAGAGCAAGACGAACCGGCCGAGGAGCAGCAGCAGAAGCAGGAGGAUCUGCAGGAACCACCAGACUGCAACCUCCGGCUACCUCCGUGGCUCUGCCAACCGUACGUGCGCAUUCCUCCGGAAGCUCACCGGCAGAAGCUGGCCGAGGCGCGCCGCUUGGCCGAGGACCCGACCCGCGAGAAGCGCCAGUUUUUCGACGUACACGGGAACGAAAUUUCACGCAAACGGAUGAAAAAGAUGCGACGCGUCCAGCGGCGGCCAAAGAAUCGUAACCGCAACGAUCCGAAACAGUCGCCGAAACAGUCCAGCGAAAAUGAGGACGAGGAACAGGCCGCUCAGUCUCAGUUUACUGUGUCCGUCAGCGAAAGAGACGGCCGGCGUCGUCGCCGGUUUGAUGAGCUGUGCAAAAACGACACCCAUUGUACCAACCCGAUGGGUCUAAAGUGUGACCACCGACUGUGUAAGACGUGCUGCAAGUCCAAGUGUUACCGGGAGGACCGGGACUGUCCCGGGCACAAGAUCCGCAUCAAAUCGCGUCGCGAUCGCGCUAGGGCUUUAACAUUGGCCGAACAACAGCAAAAGCAACAAGCGUCGGGGGAACAACAAAUGCACGAUGAGCGAGACGACAGCAGCGGCGAGACAGAGAUGGACGUUAAAGCUGACGCCGCCGAUUUGACGACCGAAAAAAGUUGA